Molecule: messenger RNA, 609 nt
Organism: Porites lobata
Lineage: Eukaryota; Metazoa; Cnidaria; Anthozoa; Scleractinia; Poritidae
Source: the annotation of a GenBank genome assembly
AUGUCAUUUAAUUGCAUAGGUUUGCGUCCACAUGUUGUUUACAACAGAUUAAAGAGAACUAAAAUCGAGGUCAACAGAGACAUUGAUAAGGGAACCCUUAAUGUUCCAGACGCAAGAAAGGCCUGGAGAGACUACCACAAAUUCGUUGAAAAAGCAAGAUCAGCUAUUCAUGGCCGUGGGAUGCUCUUAGAUAUCCAUGGCCAAGUUCAUGACAAAGGAAGAAUUGAGCUUGGCUACUUCAUUAGCGGAAGCCAACUUAAUAACGAUGAUUUUACUGCAGAUAACACUUCAAUCAGAAACCUUGGCAAACAGUGGUGUGGAGAUGAUCCUUCCUGUUUUAAAAUGUUCGUUCAUGGUCACCGAAGUCUUGGUUACUUUCUAAAUCAGGAAGGGCUGCGUGUGGUGCCUUCUCCCCAAGACCCGGCACCGAACAACACAGUCUACCUCUAUGGGAAAUACACGGUGCAGAAUCAUGGAUCGCGCUGUGGAGGUCUUAUUGAUGCCAUUCAGAUGGAGUUUCCUUUAAGUUUAAGCAGUAAAUCUGGAUGGAAAAGAGUUAAACAUAGGGUGGUUAGAGCCAUUUUUGAGUUUUUGAAGCUGAAUUAUGGU